Messenger RNA from Monomorium pharaonis (pharaoh ant), 1401 nucleotides. Its product is annotated as mitochondrial fission process protein 1. The transcript has 3 exons. Bases 282 to 779 code for a protein of 165 amino acids. Gene Ontology annotation, cellular component: mitochondrion. Gene Ontology annotation, biological process: mitochondrial fission. The record is from RefSeq and is a predicted model, not a curated record. Lineage: Eukaryota; Metazoa; Arthropoda; Insecta; Hymenoptera; Formicidae.
GAUAUCGACCUCCCAAAAUUUUCCAGGUUAUGUUCAACGUUGUUUGCGAUCUGUUUUUCGAACGGUAUUUCUACUACAAAUUUGCCCUCAAAGAGUAUAUAACAUUAUUCUUAGGAGUUUUUAAAUACGAAUCGAAAGUGAGAAAAGAUUUUAUAGGCAUUUUAUUGACUGACAUCUAUGUCAAAAGUUUCCUUGGCACGCUGAACCUCGCAAAGUGUCGUCUGCUAUAGGUUAUGUUAUUACGCGAGAGAUAGUAAAAAAAAAUAGAAAAUUUCAGGAUCAUGAACAAUCAGGAAGAGGUAGACCUGUAUCGUGACACUUAUGUAAGAUAUUUAGGUUAUGCGAACGAGGUUGGAGAAGCAUUCAGGAGCCUCGUGCCAAGGUCCGUCGUGUGGUUCAGUUAUGCGUUGUCAAGCGGAUACGUUCUCGCGGACACGGUGCACAAGGGUGUAAAAGUCUACCAGACAGAUAUUAGUCCACAGAAAACCAAGAAUGUCUUGUUAUCCACAUCGGACACUUUGAUAUGGCAAGCAUUCGCGUCGGUGAUAAUUCCUGGUUUCACCAUAAAUAGAAUUUGCGCGGCAGUUCAGUUUGUACAGAGAAAAAGCACAAGAGUGGCCUGGAAAAAACCUUGGAUCUCUACGCUUAUCGGUUUAGUGUCCAUUCCCUUCAUAAUACAUCCUAUAGAUCACGCUGUGGAGAGAGCAAUGGACGUUAGUUAUAGGAAAUGGACGGGAUAUCAUCCAAAGGAACCUCUAUGUGGUGUAAAGCACGAAUAACGAUGCAUAGCUAAUUGAUUAUAGCACAUAACUUGAGAGAGGUCGUUGCUUAAGCUAUUACAUAAUAUUAAUAUAUCGAAGAACUUAUUCCAUUUUUACACAAAAUAAUUGAAAGUUCUUGUAUUAAUAUUAGAAGAAUGUAAUUAUAUUUUUUUAUGGUGUUUUUUAACUAAGGACAGCAAAACGAUAAUCAAAUUGAUGCCUGAAAGUCUUCUUAAAAUCACCAAAAUGUAAAUUAAACUUCUUGGUAAUAUGAUAUACAAGAUAAAGUUCGUAAAAUAUCAAAUAAACUCUAUGAAGAGAACACUACUAAGAUAUUAAAAUUUAAAAGAAGUUAAGCUAAACUCGUGAUCUGUCAAAUUGUCUCGAGAAACAUACUUCUGCGACCUCUCCUGGUUUAGAAACAUACACUCAAUACAGUAUUACUGCCAGAUAUAUUCCAAGACAGUACAAUACAACGCACUUAGAAUAUUUUAUUGCAAAAUUGUUAAAUAUUUUUGUCAUAAUGUACAUGUUAUACAGCUACAUUAUAUUGUACAGCUGUGUGUGCAUUAAGAUUUUUAGCUGGCUAUGCCACAAUUGUUAAGCUGUUGAAUAAAGUUAUUGAUUUAACAUUUCCCUA